ACAAUACAAAUCUUGCAAAUUUAUUAUAUCUACGUGAACACGAAGUAUGCUAAAAGAUGCAUCCGCGAUUGCAACUGAUUUGUUUUGUUUAAACGUCUUCAAAACAAAUUGAAAGCUGUUGAAGCCGCGAAUCCUGCCUCCCUCCCCACCGUCUAUUGUCGGUUGCUAGUUCUCCCCACCAACGAUUGUCAUUUUUAAUUUGUGUAUUGCCACGCACGAUUAUUCUGUCGUUAUUAUUAUUCUGUUACUUAAGCAGUGCAGUAAGUGCAGCAUUCAAGUGCUUAAAAAUGUCAGGACAGCAAAAAAAAGCGAAAAAGAAAGAAAAGGAGGAAAUGGAGAUUGACAGAAAUGUUGAGGAAGGAAUAGAUGAAGAGGCAUUACUGGGCGAGGAGGAGGAAGAAGAAGAAGAGGUGGAGAAGAAAGAGGAGAAAAAAAAGAAAGAAAGGACGAAGAGAGGAGGAAAAGAUCUCGAGGAAAGAAACAAAAUAUAUGGAAAACAAGGUAGGCGAGACCAAAGAGGCGGAAUAAGCGCAAGAGGCGCAAUAAGAGGCGCAAGAGGCGGAAGAAAUGAAAGAGGAGGAAGAGACAAUUGGAGAGGAAGAGGCAAUUGGCGAGGAAGAGGCGGGUGGAAACGAAGAUGGAAGGGAGGCUGGAGAAGAGAAUGGAGAGGAGGAUGGAGAGGAGGAUCGAGAGAAGGAUGGAGAAAUGGAUUUGGACGCGGAUGGGUGGGAAAAAGGGGAUCAACAUUUGUUUUUAAUAUUCAAGGUUAAAAUAAUAAAUUAAUUAGUAAAACCUGAAAUAUAUACAAAAAAGCUA
Molecule: messenger RNA, 816 nt
Organism: Solenopsis invicta (red fire ant)
Lineage: Eukaryota; Metazoa; Arthropoda; Insecta; Hymenoptera; Formicidae
Product: nucleolin
Exons: 3
Coding region: 288-770 (160 amino acids)
Source: RefSeq, a predicted model, not a curated record